AUGAGAAAAUCAGGACGCACGCCAUGGGUAGCCUUCAUUGCCCUCUGGUCUACAGCCUUGGCGCAGUCCGGGACUCUGGGUUUAGGUGAUGGCCUCAUCACGUUCAACACGCCGACAUUCGCGGUACAGCUAGUCAAAGACUCCCAGACAUUGUACUCUUUGAACACGAGCUCCGGCUUCAACUUCGUCCCGACUGAUAUGAUGACUCUCCGCCAAAACAACAGUAACUAUCACUUAGGCGAUAUGACGUUUCGAGCAAGGCAGGUGGGUUCAACGAACUGGACGAGUGGAGACAGUGCUUUCUCUCGGAGGCCUGUCACCGCCUUGGCCGCUUCGGGGAGCAUGCUGGCGGCUGCGAACCUGGCUCCUACUUUGCCAUCAAAUUCACUGUUGAAUAUCACCCGUGAAUGGGCACUCAAUGAAGGCAUCUUCGAGCUCGUCUUCAAUGUCACGAACUCAAGAAAUGUCGCCGUGGAGAUCGGCGCCCUUGGGGCACCUCUAGAAUUCAACAACAUAUUCACAAGUAGAACUGCUGCACAAACGAAUGAAGAGUGCAGUCUAUUCGACCCUUACAUCGGUGUCGAUGCUGGCUACGUUCAAGUAACGCCGCUACUAGGCACACUUCCUGCUCUAGUGGUGCUCCCAGUCGGCUCUUCUCCCCUGGAAGGCUGGCGAUUCCUCCCUGAAGAUACCACCAACCCGCCCUAUUAUCAAUCACAGACCUUCGAAGGCCUCUACGAAUGGCAGUUCCACACGCUAGCGUAUGCAGAAAACGAAUGGUCUGGUGUAGAACCAUGGAACGCACCCACAUCAGUGACACUGCAGCCUGGCGAAUCGAGGACUUACGGGCUGCAGUUCCGGCUGGCGUCGUCCAUCCGGGGUAUCGAGGAUACGUUGAUCGAGACUAAGCGCCCCGUGGCGGUGGGUAUACCAGGUUACAUUCUCCCCGCAGACCAGGAAGGGAAGCUUUUCCUCAACUACGCGUCGAAAGUCCGGUCUAUCUCGGUCUACCCGGAGGGUGCCUUGACAUGGCGGCCUAAUACCGAAUCCAAGAACGCAUCCUGGGUCGGGUAUACUUUCACAGUGUCUGCUUGGGGUCGCGCUCGUCUGACUAUCACGUAUGAGGAUGGGACGACGCAGACAGUGCACUAUUAUCUCACGAAGGCUGGAUCUCAGGCCAUAGCUGACUUGGGCAACUUCCUGACUACGUCCCAGUGGUAUAACGACACGUCAGAUCCAUUCCACCGAGCGCCCUCCGUGAUAAGCUAUGACAGAGAGGUGAAUGCUAUCGUGAAGGACGACGCGAGAGUCUGGAUUGCGGGGCUCAGUGACGAAGCUGGAGCAGGCUCGUGGUUGGCAGCCUCCAUGAAGCAGUAUGUCCAACCGAGUGCAGAAGAGGUUGCGAAGAUGGAAAUAUACGUCAACCAGACAUUGUGGGGGACUCUGCAGAACUACAAUGGCACGGUAAAAAAGUCUGUCUUUUUCUACCAACCCGACCUCGUACCAAGUUACGCCUACCCGUCCAGCAUCGACUGGACCCAGUGGUGGUCCUGGAACCAGGCCGCGGCAUGGGCGACCGACCGUGCUUAUGACUAUGUCCACGUUAUCGGGGCGUACUGGUCGCUCUACCGCGUCGCCCGAAACUAUCCUGACAUCGCGAAGGUCCGUAAUUGGGAGUGGUACCUCAACCAGGCUGUGUUGACUGUGGCGGCCAUGACCGAAGAUAACGUAGGAUAUGUGAACGACGGUUUGAUGGAUGAGACGGUGAUACGCUUCCUGCUGGAUGAUCUGAAGAGGGAAGGUUUGACCGCCAAUGCAUCCCUUGUAGAGAAUGCGAUGCGGGCUCGUGAGUCCAUAUGGUCGGGAGAGCGUUAUCCUUUUGGUUCAGAGAUGGCCUGGGAUUCUACCGGUCAGGAAGGCGUCUAUGCCUGGGCCAAGUAUUUCAACGACACCACGACUGCGAUCAAUGCAAUAAAUUCUAUCAUUGCGUUUCAGCCGACUGUGCCGCACUGGGGAUACAAUGGCAACGCCAGACGAUACUGGGACAACAUCUAUGGAGGAAAGCUUCAGCGCAUUGAGCGUCAGAUUCACCAUUAUGGUAGCGGCUUGAACGCAUUGCCCUUGAUAUCGCAGUUCCAGUCCGAUCCAACAGAUUUCUAUCUCCUACGGACCGCGUACGGAGGUUUGAGCGGACCGUUGUCCAGCAUCGACGAAGGCGGAUUCGCCUCGGCAUCCUUCCACUCUUUCGAGGACACACUGAAAUGGGAUGCAUACUCCGGUGACUACGGCCCCAAUUUCGUUGGUCACGCCCUUGGGAUGGGGACGUACAUAAUUGAUCAUCCGGACUUUGGAUGGCAGGCGUUCGGAGGAAAAGUGCUGUCCGCUUCUCCGACUGUCCUUGUCCAGACUCUCGAUCCGGUUCGCCGCAGGGUGUUCAUUGCCCCGCUGGCGAUUCUGCUCAGCCUAGACGCGGGUGCCUUUUCAACUGUGCAAUACGAUCCCGGGAACAAAAGGUUGACCGUUACCAUCGUGCCGAAGGUCGAAGGUUCCGUGAACGCGGCCUCCGCGCCUCAAGGUCGACUUACCGUAGCCCAAACCGCUGUCGUUUCUGGGGUUGGCUCGGUAACCCCUGCUGGCAAUAUGACUCAGGAUGCGGGUGCAUGGGUAGUGCCUUUCAACAACGGGAAAGGACAAGUGGAACUAGUCAUACAAUGA
This is a messenger RNA of Gloeophyllum trabeum ATCC 11539, 2715 nucleotides long. RefSeq lists its product as uncharacterized. The record is from RefSeq and is a predicted model, not a curated record. The coding region runs from base 1 to 2715 and encodes 904 amino acids. The transcript is spliced from 6 exons. Lineage: Eukaryota; Fungi; Basidiomycota; Agaricomycetes; Gloeophyllales; Gloeophyllaceae.